Molecule: messenger RNA, 2708 nt
Organism: Trichechus manatus latirostris (Florida manatee)
Lineage: Eukaryota; Metazoa; Chordata; Mammalia; Sirenia; Trichechidae
Gene: RBM23
Product: RNA binding motif protein 23
Biological process (GO): regulation of mRNA splicing, via spliceosome; mRNA processing
Cellular component (GO): nucleus
Molecular function (GO): RNA binding; U1 snRNP binding
Source: RefSeq, a predicted model, not a curated record
GUAUCACUUUAUGUCCCACAGUCCAGUCCAAUCCCUGUCUGAAGAGUUGGUGAGUUCACUGGUUUUUAUACAUACCUGUUCAGCUUUGAUUUAAUUUUAAUUGUUUUCCUCUUUCCAAGAAUCAUAUCUCUGUAACAUGCUUAGCACACAGAAGAUAAUAUAAAUGGUAGGUGUUAUUAGUCUUAGAAAGUAAUCAUCGAAAUAGGCUAUGGGUUAGGGGAGCAACCAGGACACAUCAUUGAAUAAUGCAUUAGCUGCUUUGAAGAGGACAAAACUCUUGUGGAUGUGGAAAGUCUGAUUUUGAUUAGCCACCUUGCAUAGAAAGUCCUCAGAUCAAUUUUUAAUAACUUCAUGGAGGUAUAACUGAUAUACAAUAAACUGUACACGUUAAAGUAUACAGUUUGAUAGGUUUUCAUAUGUGUAUACAUCCAUGAAACCAUCACCACAAUCAAGAUAACAAACAUAUCAAUCACCCCCAAAAGUUUCCUUGUGCUCUUUUGUAAUCUCUCUCUACCUCUCCCCACCCGCCUCUGUCCCUGGGCUACCAUGUAUCUGCUUUCUGUCACUAUAGAUUGCUUUGCAUUUUCUAGAAUUUUAUAUAGAUGGAAUCAUACAGAGUGUAUGCUUUUUUAUCUGGUUUCUUUCAGCAUAUUUUUGAGAUUCAUUCAUGUUGUUGCGUGUAUCAGUAAUUCCAGAUCAGUCAUUUUUGAAUACUUGGGGAGGUGAGAAGUCUUACCCUGCCUGCCUAGACAGAAGGACUUCAAAAUGGGAUUGGUUAAGCCUGUCUUAAUCUUAAUAUUUCUGAGUUACCUAAGCUCUAGUUGGUAUUGGACAGAAAAUGCUUAGUGAUGAGGCCCAAAUUAUUGGUGUUUGGAGUAUGUAGGAAAGAGCUUAGGGCAAAUCUGCAUCAUUCUGGUGUUGCUUUGUUUUGCUGUUAAUUUUUAUUCUUGCAUCUUUAUCUUCUUAUAGGAAAUGUGUACUUAUUUUUAUGAUUUAAGUUUAAACCAGUUGUUUAUUCAGAAUUUUGAAUAAUAGAAUGGAGGCCUAGAACCCAUUGUAAAGUGAAUGGAAAUUUUGAGUACCAACAUUUCCUCUUCACAGGACAGAGCCUGUAUUUUAAUAUUUUGUCUACCUAGGUGUUUAGUUUCGUUCAAGACCCUUGAUCUUUUCUCAGUCACAAAGCACAUCUAGUUCAGAUCUAUAAGGCGCAAAAAUAAGUCUCAGGUGAACGACAGCUGACAAGAGCCCUUUGGAGUCAAGAAACAGAACUGUAUAUCCUCAUGGCUGUUCCUUGGAAGGGGAAGGGAAUGCCGGUUGCUGGAAGGGAAAAAAAAGUGUAAAUGAGGUACUUAUGUGUUGAUGUCCUCUCCUCAGAUUCUAACACGAUGGCGUCUGAUGACUUUGAUAUAGUGAUUGAGGCCAUGCUGGAGGCUUCCUAUGAAAAAGAGGAGGAUGAGCAGCAAAGGAAAGAGGUUAAAAAGGACAGCCGUAGCAAUACCACCACCAACACCAGCAGCAACAAUGGCAAUAGGACUAGUGCGAGCAGCACCAGUGGGGAGACAAGCAAGAAGAAGAGGAGUCGGAGCCAUAGUAGAAGCAGGGAUAGAAAGCGCAGUCAUAGUCGAGACCGGGAUCAACAUAGACGGAGAAAGAGCUGAAGUUGGGAUCGGCAGCAUCAUCAUCGCGGUCGUAGCUGGGAUCGUCGACGUAGUAGUCAGUCAAGAAGUCCGGACCAGCGUCGUGAGGAUCGUGUGCGCUACAGGAGUCUGCCACUUGCCACUGGGUGUAGGUAUGGACAGAGUAACAGUUCUCAUUUCAGAGAGAAAAGCCCAGUCAGGGAGCCUGUUGAUAAUCUGAGUCCUGAGGAACAUGAUGCCCGCACAGUUUUUUGUAUGCAGUUGGCUGCCCACAUUCAGCCUCGGGACUUGGAGGCCUUUUUCUCUGCUGUCGGCAAGGUUCGUGAUGUACGUAUCAUCUCAGAUCGGAACUCACGUCGUUCUAAGGGCAUUGCCUAUGUGGAAUUCUGUGAAAUUCAGUCUGUGCUGCUGGCCAUUGGGCUGACCGGGCAGCGGCUGCUGGGAGUACCUAUCAUUGUGCAGGCCUCACAGGCCGAGAAAAUCCUAUUGGCAGCCAUGGCCAACAACGUGCAGAAAGGCAGUGGUGGGCCAGUGCACCUCUAUAUGGGCUCCAGGCACUUCAACAUCACCGAGGACAUGCUCCGGGGUAUCUUUGAGCCCUUUGGCAAAAUCGAUAAUAUUGUCCUGAUGAAGGACUCAGAUACAGGCCGCUCCAGAGGUUAUGGUUUCAUUAUGUUCUCUGACUCUGAGUGUGCCCGGCGGGCCCUGGAACAAUUAAAUGGCUUUGAGCUUGCUGGUCGACCUAUGAGGGUUGGCCACAUGACUGAAUGGCUGGAUGGUGGUACCGACAUCACUUUUCCUGAUGGGGGCCAGGAGCUUGAUCUGGGAUCAGCAAGUGGAUGUUUGCAGCUCAUGGCCAAAUUGGCAGAAAGCUCUGGAAUCCAGCUGCUGGCCAUAGCUGCUGCCACCGCUGCCCAAGCUGCUGCCCUGCAACUGAAUGGAGUGGUUCCCUUAGGGGCCCUGAACCCAGCGGCUCUGACUGCUCUGAGUCCGGCCCUGAACCUUGCCUCCCAGACAGUCGCCUUGUAGUGCUUCCAUCUCUCCAGCCUCUUUUCCCCUCAGACCAUGUGA